GAUGAAGAGGUGGUAUGAAAAGCUGUGGGAAGCUGAGCUCCAAGAACAAAGGCUGCCUUUCAAGCCCUUGUUGCUUCUCUUUGGUACAUAGCUGCUUUGAGUGAGAAAACUCCGCAGGAAUGAUGAAAUUCGAGGAUCUCUUGCAUGAAACUGGGGGUUUUGGCAGAUUCCAGAUUUUGAUUUUGGUUAUCCUUUGCCUCCCAAGAAUCAACCUGCCCAUGCAUUUUCUGCUGCACAAUUUUAUUGCUGCUACCCCCUCUCAUCACUGUGCAAUUCCACACCAAGAGGCAUUUGUGAAUCUCACCAUGGAGGAAGUUCUACUCAUCAGUAUCCCCCGGGAGCCUGACGGCACCUUCAGCUCUUGUGAGAUGUUCUCACAGCCUCAGUUUCACCUGCUGCUCAACUCUUCUCUGCAAUCAGAAAACAAAUCCAUCAUCCAGCGCUGCCAGCAUGGAUGGGUCUAUGACCACUCGCAGUUGGCCUCCACCAUCUCCACCCAGUGGGACCUCGUGUGUGAGCACCGUGGACUGAACCAGGCAACAGCAACCUUCUUCUUCAUUGGUGUUACGAUGGGGGCCGUGGUAUUUGGAUACCUUUCUGACAGGUUCGGACGGAAAACCAUGCUCCUGCUGUCGCUUGUGUGCUCCGUUGUCUUUGGGAUGCUGAGUGCUGCCUCGGUGUCCUACAGCAUGCUGGCCAUCACACGGACCCUCACCGGGGUGGCCCUGAGUGGCGUCUCCCUGAUUGUACUGCCUUUGGCGAUGGAGUGGGUGGACAUAGAGCACCGCACCUUCACCGGGAUCCUGAGCAGCAUCUUCUGGAGCAUUGGGAACAUGCUGCUGGCCAUGGUAGCGUACUUGGUGCGGGAAUGGCACUGGUUGUUGGUAGCUGUAACAGGACCUUGUCUUCUGAGCAUUGCCUUCCUGUGGUGGGUCCCAGAGUCUGCCCGGUGGCUCAUAGCCAAAGGCAAAAUGAAGCAAGCUCACAGGCAUCUGCUUAGAUGUGCAAGAAUGAACAGAAGGAAAGAUUUUGCUGUCUCACCAGAGGCCCUGACAAGGAUGGCAACAGACAAAAAGCCAGGAGGGAGUUACUUCUACAUCAGCUUGUUCAGGACACCAGUCCUGCGGAAGAUCUCUCUGUGUUCUGGGGUCGUGUGGUUUGGUGUUUCCUUCUCUUAUUAUGGCAUGAGCCUGAACCUGACUGGCUUUGGGCUCAACAUCUACCUCUCCCAGUUUGUGUUUGGUGUCAUUGAGAUUCCAGCCAAGAUGAUCAUGUACGUGCUGGUGAACAGAGUUGGACGGCGGCAGAGUCAGGCGUGGACACUCAUCCUGACCGGACUAUGCAUAGGAGCCAACGUUGUCAUUCCCAAGUCCUUCACCUCCUUGCGUUCUGUAGUAGCCAUUAUGGGCAAAGGCUUCUCAGAAGCUGCAUUCACUACUGUCUACUUGUACACCUCUGAGCUCUACCCUACCAUACUGAGGCAGAAUGGGAUGGGGUACACCUCCUUUGUGGCACGCCUCGGCGGGGCUUUGGCCCCACUUGUGUUCCUGCUGGACCAAGUGUGGAGGUCUCUGCCAGAGGUGACAUACUGCAGUGUAGCGGUGUGCAGCGGCGCAGUGGCCUUUCUGCUCCCGGAGACGCUCAACGUGUGCCUGCCUGAGGGUAUUGAGGACGUCGAGAAGGCACAAGUGAAAGUGCCACCAGAAAUCAGUGCUCCCGAGGGCAUGCCGCUACAGUCUCUGAAGUGAGGGACUCCAUGGGACAGCCACCGUGUAGGAGUGCACAACUGGCCCUUUCUUCACUUGCUAUCUUUUCAGCAGCAGUUUAUCACUCUGGUUUAUCAAGAUCCUUCUCGAA
Molecule: messenger RNA, 1857 nt
Organism: Empidonax traillii (willow flycatcher)
Lineage: Eukaryota; Metazoa; Chordata; Aves; Passeriformes; Tyrannidae
Gene: SLC22A7
Product: solute carrier family 22 member 7
Exons: 10
Coding region: 120-1748 (542 amino acids)
Biological process (GO): transmembrane transport
Cellular component (GO): membrane
Molecular function (GO): transmembrane transporter activity
Source: RefSeq, a predicted model, not a curated record